UCCACUCCUCUCCGCUCCAUACUGCCCAAUGUAAACACCGUUAGCGCUCCUGCUUUGUCUUUGAGCCUGUGGCUGGAGCUUUUGACUCGCCAUGCCAUGGAUACUUUAUGGCAAUACCAGUUCAGGAUAAUUUUACUCGGGGACUCGACGGUGGGCAAAUCAUCUUUGCUCAAGAGGUUCACGGAUGGCAUAUACAGCGAUGUAGCGGAUCCGACGGUCGGUGUUGAUUUCUACGCCCGUUCAAUAGAUAUCGAACCUGGUGUUAAAAUCAAACUACAGUUAUGGGAUACAGCCGGACAGGAGAGAUUCAGGUCUAUCACCACUUCCUACUACCGCAACUCUGUGGGUGGUCUCUUAGUUUUUGACCUGACGAACAGGAAGACCUUUGAUCAUGUGCGGGAAUGGCACCGAGAAGUCAGCGAGCACAUCCUGCCUCAUCACAUGGUCUACAUCCUGAUCGGCCACAAGAGCGACCUAAACCGCGACCGCAAGGUGACGCGAGAUGAGGCCGAGCAGCUAGCGGCCGAUCUCGGAAUCCGCUAUGUGGAAACAUCAGCCAAAUGCAACAGCAACGUGGAACGUGCUUUCGAGCUGCUCACGCGGGACAUUUAUGAGCUGAUGAAGAUGGGUGAGAUCUCCACUCGUGACGGCUGGGAUGGGGUCAAGAGUGGCCUCACUGCCAAAGUUCUUUAUCCAGCUGAGGAGGAAGCGGAGCGAGAAAAGAGCUGCAACUGCUGACUUCCACAAUCCACCUGUAAUUGCACCUGUGUUUCAGUUGGUCGUCGCUCACCUUGGCUUUCACCAGUGUGUCGCAUCAUGGUCACUGCCUCAGGGCCUGGAGCGCUGAACGUAUCUUCUUGUUGAUGUUUGAGGUUGACGGUAUAAGCCACUCAAAGGUGUAGUAUAUGUGGGCUUGAAUGGACAGGUACUCUUCAUAUUGUUGGAGAUCACCCUAUGUUUUCAAGUCUUGUGGAUGACAUAGAUAAACAUUGUUUAAGCUCUAUCCUAUUGUACUUCACAUCCUCUUGAGUUUUACCUUUUAACAUUAUUACUGUGGUACAGUUAACAUUUAGAAAAAAAAUCUUACCUAUCUUGUCCAUUCACUUAGAAAUUUAAAGAUCCCAUAAAAUAGCAUAACAAAAUGAUGUUUUCCCCUUUUUUUGAUGAAAUUUCUUAUUGGAACAGGAAAUUUAAGCUGGACAUAGUUUAAUGUCCCUUUAUAUAUAGAAUUGAGACAUUUUGUUAGUGUAGUGAACCUUGGUUUGCCACUAUAAAUUAAGUGAAAAUGAGGAAUUCAUUUGUUGGUCUUUUUCUCCAAUAGCAAAGUACUGUAAAAUGUUUUUAAAUGUUUUUUAAGAGUGCAUAUAGCAUCUAGAUGUCCUUAAAGCUAGGAGACAUAGACUUAAGCCAUAAAAAUCUUGAUUCUAUGUCUCUUUUGAGAGAUCGAGAAGGCUGUAGGUUGUAGGCUGUUAUGGAUGCAAAUUCUGCAUAAAACCCUUUCUAAUUGAUUGAUUGGUCUUUGUAUCUAAUUUUGCACAAUAUUUAAUAAUCCCUUACUGCUUUAUGCAGUUUUUUUGUUACAGCCCAAGUUCUAAAGACAUUGUUUGUAUAGAGUUAAAUACUAUAAUAAUUCAAAAAAGAAUAAUGAAUGCAGCCUAUUGUAAAAUGUCACCUUGCCCGUGGAUAUGUGAGUUACAACUACUAGUUAUCUGUUCACUAAAAGAAUACACAGCAUACAUCACAUUUCAUAUCCUCUGUUCUAAAAACCUAGUGAUCUGCUCACCUAGACAAGAUUUUAGUGCUUCACAGAUGGACGCAAUGCUGUUUUAAAAUGCUAGUCAGCAACAUUGCGCUGCUUUCUAAGACUUUUUGGCAGCAUCCUGUGUAUCAUCCUAGAUUUCAUGAAGUCAAAAGAAAUGUUACCAAUAUAAGUAUAUCUAAUCCGAUACUUUAAAACAUCAAUCUAAUUAAACAGACUGUUUUACUCAACAGAUGUGUGUGCUAUGUGUUUUUGUGCUUGUUAGUGCAUCACAUCAUUAGCCUAGCAACAUCCCAGUGAGCGUCUAACAAACUGCUUCCGAUGUGUAGUAUGAGGGUUCUAUUGUGUAGGAUGUUGCCUUAAAUCCAAAUUAUAAACUUGCAGCAUUUGCAUACACAUUAAAGAAUAGCCUGUCAAAAAAUAUGCUCCAUUUGAUAUUAUGCAGAAGACUAAAAAUAUAGACAAUGUAUCUUCAAUCCUUCCAAUGUACAGUAGAAAAGUGAAGCCAAUAUUGGCUGGAGCCAUCUUGCCAUACUUGCCACAGCCAUAUCAACCUGCAGCCCAAGACCAGUUUCUCACUGAAGCUAAGCAGGGCUGAGCCUGGUCAGUAUAUGGAUGGGAGACCACAUGGGAAAACUAGGUUGCUGUUGUAAGUGGUGUUAGUGAGGCCAGCAAGGUGCGUUAAACCUGUGGUAUGUGUGAGUAAAGGGGUCACUAUACUGUCAGUGAGCGCCAUCUUUUGGAUAAGACUUUAAACCGAGGUUCUGACUCUCUGUUGUCGUUAAAAAUCACAUGCCACUUCUUGUUAAGAGUAUAGGUGUAACCCCAGUGUCCUGGCCAAAUUUCUUUCCAUCUGCCUUACCCAUCAUGGCCUCCCAGUCAUCCCCAUCCAUCAAAUUGGCUCUAUCGCUAUCUCUCCACUUCCCCUAUAGCUGGUAUGUGAUGAGCACAUUGGCGCCAUUGUCCUGUGGCUGCUGUCGCAUCAUCCAGGUAGAUGCUGCACACUUGUGGUGGUGUGGAGAGACCCCCUCAUGAUUGUGAAGCGCUUUGUAUGUAUGGCCAUACACAAUAAACGCACUAUAGAAAAAAUGUACAUUACAUCUUGCGCUGAUGUCAUUUGGAGCCCAAAUCUGCUCAGUAGUGACUGUGAAGUGGUGGUAUCACGGUCCAGUCCUUACUUAAAUAAUGUCACAUAAUUAAUAAUAAUAAAAAAAUAAAAGCCGUGUUUCAUUAUCUAGCCAGCAAAUAACAAUUAUUUGCCAAUUUUUAUUUAAUAUUUCAUAUCCUUUUUACUUUCAGAAAGGUGCUCACAACCCCUCUCUUUGUGGUUGUUAUAUGCACACUAGAUGUGCAGACCGAAAGACCGAAGAAAAAAUAUAUUUAUGGUACCAUUUAGGUCCAUUUUGAGCAUUGCAGCUAAUAAGUAAACAACAACAAACAAAAAAAACACACACUGUAUGAGUAUGCUUAUAAAACAAAGUAUGCUUCGACCUUGACCUAGGCACUGAGGUAGCUCACUAGGGUUUGGAACAGAGCUGUUAAGAACUAAAUGUAGCUCAAUACACAGAAUACACCAUAUAUUGAAUUAUCAAUCCUUAUCAAAACUCUAGAUUUAUGAUCUCCACUAAGCUGAACUAAAAAAACAAACUAAUCACAACACCACUAUCUAUAUGGGAAUUUCCAGCCUAAAAUUAUAUUAUGUUUUGUCAGUUUAGUGGCUAGUUCAUAGAAAUGGUCAGUCAUACGAUUUUUAAAAGGAGGCCUGGCACCAAAAUGCAUACUUCUGCAUGUACCCUAUGUGAUCAUACAAAUUCACAUGAAUUUGCUACUAAAUGAAAAAGUUAUAAAUUGCUGUGAGAUCGCGUCGAAAUUAUGAUUGACACCAGCCGCAAUAUAACAGGAAAUACUACUAUAGGAGGGACCUAAGCAGUCCAAGCAUAUCUAUAAAUCAGAAUAUCACAGAGACCAUUACAAGGGUUUUUUUGAUAUUUGCUAACCACAUAGUCAUGCUUUCAAAUAACCAAAUAUAGCAGCAAUGCCCCUGCAGCCGCCCACAAGCGCUUUUCAAAAUGUACUUUCUUUUAUUAUCUGAACUCACCAACAUUAAGAUUUUGAGACCGUCAGCAUCGAUCAUGUUUCAGGCACUGAGUACAUAAGAAGGCGAAAGUGUUUCUGAGUAGCCCAGACAAUGCACUUUCGAUCAGGACAGAGACUGAACAGAUAUAACAGGUCAUCACUUUAAGACACUCCAUUUCACCAGCAUGUCAGCAAGACUUGAGUUAUGCCUGCUGUAAAGAGAUUUAGCAUGCAGCAUAGCUAAGCGUCUUAAGCUCCAUCAUGUGCUGUUGGCUUUAAUGGGUGCGCGUGUCUGUGUGUAUAACAAAAUGUAUUGUAAACAGCAGGAGGGCACCAUGUACUUAAAUGUCAGGUGAGGCUUUGGUGGAAGCUAACGGUUUAUGUGGUUUAGCCUCAUAUAGUACACACUUAGUGAGUAAUUCAAAGUCAGUAUGAGAAUACAAUAUGUGACCAUGGACCACAAAGCUAUAAGAGUUUUUUAGUCAUAGUAAGUGUCAGGUUUUUUUGUUGUUAAGAUUUUUAUAACAUCUGAAGCUGAAAACAAGCUAAAUAUAUAAGUUUAACAUUGACGUAUACAUGUUAAUAUAGGACAAUAUUUGGGUGAGAUACAGCUAUUUGAACAUCUGCAGUCUCAAGGCAAUCUUAAAAAGAAAUUACUGGGAGAACUGCCUUUUACUGGGAUUACUGGGAGAAUUGCCGUACAAAUGAAGUUCUUAGGAAUGCAAAAAUUUGGUUUUGGUAUAUUUACAGUAGGAAAUUUACUAAAUAUCUCUAAUGAAAUAUGAUCUUAAUGUUGUAAUGAUUUUUGCUUUGAAAGGAAAGUUGCUCGUUUUGACCCGUACAAUGUAUUUUUAAUUUAUCCGUGCAAAAUAAGACAUUUUUUUGUGGUCCAUGGUCACAUACAUGAAACUAUUCUUUGUGCCAGCAAAACAUUGUAACUGCACAUCUUUUGAUUUUAGAGAUUUUCAAUGUCAAACGCCAAAUUAACUUCUAUAUAGAACAAAGAUAGUAAACUAAAGAGUUCAAAUGCAAAAACUGCUAAAUGCCAUCUGAAAUGUUCUUCUAAAAUGAGCAUUUUUCUCAACCUCAUAUGUCUAUGUUCAGCUAUUUCACUUUAAAGGCAAUGAAACAACCUAUUCAUCAUCAUAAAAGUGAAAUUACUGAACCUGCACGCAGGAACCUGUGGGAAAAAUGCAAAUUUUUUAACAAAAUUUGAAAUGACAUCUGAACUCGCACAAUGUGCAAAGAAAACUAAGUGGAAAUUCUGUUGAUUUUGAUCCAAGUGCUUUAGGACAAUCAGGUUUCUGUGCUCUUUUGUUGUGCAGAUGAAAAGCCAUCAGAUGAACGUGAAUGAAGUUGCAGGAAAAAAAGGCUGUGUACAGUCAAAUUACUAAAUGACUCAAUCCAUUUAAAUGGAUAGUUCACCCAAAACUGAAAACUAUUUGAUCAUUUACUCACCAUUUGUUUGUUUCAAACCUGUUUGACUUACCUUCUUCCAUUGAACACAAAAGAAGAUAUGAAUAGUUCAGAUGCAAAAAAAUGUAUAUGCAAAAGCUGUCUGAAAUUUUCCUCUAAAAUGUUUAUUUUUAUCAGGCUCCUUUGUGUAUGUUCAGUAAUAUUACUUAUAUGGCAAACAAUAAGUUAUUUUCCUGGUCUUUAAUGUAAAAUAGCUUAACAUAAACUAAGGAGACUGAGAAAAUGUUUCCUUUUUGAUGGAAAUUUCUGAUGGGACUUUUUGCAUAUGAACUCUUCAUAUCUUGAAGAAAGUUGGAAACCAGUAACCACAGUGUUUGUAUCCUACCAUGCACUGUAAAAAAAAACAAUUCCAUAAAAUUAUGUACCGUGUACCUGCCAGUGCAUUUUUCUGUUAAAUUGCAGACAUUUCCUUUAUUUGAAUGUUUUAAUUUUGUAAAUUUACUGUAUAUCCUAAGUACAAUUCACCUACUCUUCCUCUAUUGAUUAUACAGAAAAACUUUAAUGUUCUCAGCAAAAUAAAAUUCUGAAAAGAUUUUACCUAUGGAAUUUUGCUAAACACAUUAAAGUAUUAUUGGCAGACCAAUGUGGUUUUCAAAACAGGGUAUAAAAAUGAAGCACAAUAUACACAAAACAUAUAUAGUUUAUUUUUUACAUUUGCAUUCAGUAACUUUUGUAGUACAAGAGAAAACUAUAAGCAACAUGAUUAAAAUAUUCAAUUCAAUUCAUGUUUAUUUAUAUAGUGCUUGUACAAUGUAGAAUGUGUCAAAGCAGCUUAACAAAUAUGUAAAUUAACAAAUAAUCAAAUAAAUGUAACACUAGUUAGAUAAAGUAAUAUUUUACAAGAAAAUAUAACAAUAAUUACAUUACUGUUUACCUUUAUUAUUUUCUGCAUUAUGCUUCAUUUAUUCAUUCUUUUUGCCUUUUGUAAGAAAAAUAAAUAAACAGGGCUGCAGUGUUCAAAUUGUGUGCACACACAAACAUAUACACACAAAAGUUUGACAACCAAAUAAAUACCCAAACCAUAUUUAACAAUUAGAUUCAGUUUAAAAUCUGAAAUGCAUAAACAGGGCUGCAACUUUUAAAAUCACAUGUGCAGGCACACACACACAAAGUAUUUCAAGGAAUAGUUCACCCAAAAAUUACUAUUACACUACUGGUCAAAAGUUUGGGGAGAGUAUAGUUUUUAAAUGUUUUAAAAUAAGCUUCUCCUGCUUACCAAGGCUGCGUUUAUUUCAUCGAAAAUACAGUACAAAUUUUAAAAUUUUAAAAUAACUGUUCAAAAGUAGAUUAUAAUUUUAUUUAAUAAUUUAUUCUAGUGAUUUUAAUGAUUAAGUUUCAGCUUCAUUACUCCAGUCAUCAGAGUCACAUGACAUGAACCUUCAGAAAUCACUUUAAUAUCAAUUGAUAAAUUGAAAACUGCUUUUAUUCUAGCCAAAAUAAAACAAAUAAGACUUUCUCCAGAAGAAAGUUAUCAGACACAAUGUGAAAAUGUCCUUGCUCUGUUAAACAUAAUUGGGGAAAUAUAAAAAAAAUUCAAAGUGGGGCUAAUAAUUCCGAAUUAACAAUUUUUUUUGUUUUGUUUUUUUUACAUUUAAUAAAUUCCGCCUUGAUGUACACAAUAAUUUUCUCAUGGAAAUAAUUUUCCUCAAUUUCUGUUUAACUGAGACAAGAGUUUUUUCAAUAUGGGGGGAGGGCUAUAAUUCUGACUUCAACUGUAUGUCAUCAUUUACUCAGUCAAUAGAUACUGGUCUUCAGCUUUCUUCAAAAUAUCUUUACUUGUGUUCACCAGAAUAAAAUAUAAUAAAGGUCUGGAUUGAAACCACGUGAGUGUGAGUAAAUAGUGUGUAAAUGUAGAACUAUCUCUCUGUUAAAUCUGCAAUUUCAACUCAUUUACAGGCUUUUCUCCUCAUCCAACACAAACACUUCUAAGACAAGGUUUAUUUGUGCAGAUAUUUUUGUUUGUUUGUUUGUUUUCUAAUACAUGCUGUUUGCUGUAACACAAAUGCUUUGGCUGAGACUUAACAAUGACUCUUUGUUUACAAUAAUACUUAUGGACAAGUGGAAUCUGUAAAUACUUUACAAGGAUAAGAAAUAGGUGAUGAAUGCGUUCUUAAAAAUGUGUUUUAAAUUUGCUAAUGCAAUUCACGCAUGUGAAAAUAACCAAACGCAGUGUGAAAAGACUUGUGGAAUCACAUUGUGAACAAGAUAUUUCAAAUUAUAAUAUGUUGAGUAAAUGAUCAACAUCAGUAAUAUUAAAAGGACUGUGUUUACAUAGAGUAUUGUUUAAAAAUGGAUUGAAAAACAUUGUGACUGCUUCUGCUGCAUUGUGGUCACUGAAUGGUUUUGCACAAUUUGACAGCUAUAGUUUCUAUGGCAACAGCAUUCAUUAAACACACAUGUCAUAUUUACUGCACAAUGUUCCUCAUGUACUAAUUCCCAGAUGAAUACAUUGUGAUUAAAAAAUAAGAAAUGUGUAUUUCCCUAAAGCCGUUCAAAAUGGUGGUGCCAAAUACAUUUUACACUCCCCCUGGUGGUCAGCCCUAUUACUUUGUUUAAUAAUAAGAAGGGGCUCCAGGGAAAAAUAUCAGUGAUCUUAUAUAAGCAAUGUAAAUGAAACAAGAUUAGUAAGGAUUAUAGAUAAUAGAACAUUUCAUUAUAGCAGCAGGACUUUGAUUAGUCAUCCACGCUCGAUGUUCAUUCUGAGCAUAUAAACACAUCUGUACAGGCCUUAAUAGGGGCUCAUCACUGAUGUGGAUCAGCAGAGUAAAAAGUAUUUCACAUUUUAAAUGUUAAUCAACUGUAAUGAAUGCUAAAGUCAAUAAUAAAGAUGUACAUCAAGCUCUGGGCAUUGUAAACUGUCAAUAUCUUUGCAUUGUGAUUUGGUAAAUGUCAUAUAAAUUUCAUUAUGUUUAAAUAAAAUUAGGAUUAAGACGA
Danio aesculapii is the source of this 8245-nucleotide messenger RNA. It is a transcript of the gene rab42a, whose product is annotated as RAB42, member RAS oncogene family a. Gene Ontology annotation, cellular component: Golgi membrane. The record is from RefSeq and is a predicted model, not a curated record. Gene Ontology annotation, biological process: Rab protein signal transduction. Bases 97 to 738 code for a protein of 213 amino acids. Gene Ontology annotation, molecular function: GTP binding; GTPase activity. NCBI's taxonomy places the organism in Eukaryota, Metazoa, Chordata, Actinopteri, Cypriniformes, Danionidae. The transcript has 2 exons.